Molecule: messenger RNA, 1272 nt
Organism: Candoia aspera
Lineage: Eukaryota; Metazoa; Chordata; Lepidosauria; Squamata; Candoiidae
Gene: PIRT
Product: phosphoinositide interacting regulator of transient receptor potential channels
Exons: 2
Coding region: 254-709 (151 amino acids)
Biological process (GO): positive regulation of cation channel activity; phosphatidylinositol-mediated signaling
Cellular component (GO): plasma membrane
Molecular function (GO): phosphatidylinositol bisphosphate binding; transmembrane transporter binding
Source: RefSeq, a predicted model, not a curated record
UCAGCAAGUGAAGAGUUAAGGCGAGCUUAUGGCCACUAAGUGAGUGAGCUCAUCUGAGCUGGAAAAGGCUCCAGGAAUUCUGAGCCACUCAGUGCAGAUGAUAACAGAAGUGGGGGAUAUCUGAGGCUGGAAGCAAAGCUACUUAGCAAAUUGCAACAUCCACCUAGGAUACAUUAUAUUCGGGAUUGCAAGCCAACUGAUGGAAGCCACCAGUUCUAGGUGCUAAUGCUGUGAGCCUAUAAAACUGGUAGCCAUGGAAACCCAAGCCAAAGAAAUGGAGGAGGGAGAGAAGUCCCCCGAGUCCAAGGACUUGCUGCCCAGCCAAACAGCCAGUACCUUGUGCAUCAGCUCACGGAGUGAGUCCGGCUGGAAUGCUCCCCCCCGGAACAAAUGGGACAUUUAUCACAAACCAGUCAUUGUGCUCUCAGUGGGUGGGGCAGUGUUCCUCUUUGGGAUUGCCAUUACUAGUCUGACUUGCCUCACCCUGGACAGAAACAACAACACAACUAACACAAGCAACAACAUGGGCAACAAAACCAGCAACAUAACCAAGGAGGUGUUUAAGCUGUGUGGGCCAGCCUUCCUUUCCCUUGGCCUCAUGCUGCUUGUGUGUGGGCUUGUCUGGAUCCCCAUCAUCCGCAAGAAGCUGCGGCAGAAGCAGAAAUAUCACAUCCUCCAGAGCAUUAAGUCCUUCUUCCUCAACCGCUGAAGGCAGCUGCUCUUGGGUUUGGCCACAAGGCUAUUUUAGCAGGCUAGGCCUUCUUGUUCCAAUGUCCUGCAAGGCAAAUCAACUUUGUCCCAAAGAUGAACUCACUUCUAUGCCCUUCCCUUCCUUUUGUAUGUUUAGGAUUAGCCCAUUUCUGGGCAGAAGCCGCCAUGGCGGUCUCUGGGCCUUCCGCCAGUAAAUGAACCUUCCUUUUCAACAAGAAGAGCGAGUCUUUCCAUUGCCAGAUCAGAUCCCAGAACAGCUACUUUGGCUAAACAUGAUUGUGCAUUUAGCAUACUGGAUAUUGCUUUAAUUAUUGGUUACACUGUCUGAACCACAGAGCUUCAAACUGUCUUAUAUAUUUUCUCAGAAGAAAUCGCUUCUUUGGGGGCAAAACUACUUGCAGAAAAUGAUGCUCAAAUGUUGUCUUGUAUGAAUUAAUAUAAUAAAUAUAUCAUGGAAAGAAGAUAUUCUCCCAUUCUGUUGUGGGAGAAAAUUUAGGAUUUAAAGACUAAUGAAAGACAAAUGUUCUUAAAGUGGGAAGUGCUAUAGAAAAUGCAUUUUGA